This is a messenger RNA of Microbotryum saponariae, 1003 nucleotides long. The record is from the annotation of a GenBank genome assembly. Lineage: Eukaryota; Fungi; Basidiomycota; Microbotryomycetes; Microbotryales; Microbotryaceae.
AUGAAGCGCGUCAAGUCGCUCUCCUACUCCAGUCACUUCUCGCCAUUCCACCGCCAGGAUGCGAAACCCGCAACGCCGCCGCUGCCUACCACGCCAUCUCUGCCACCGCAACCACCGCUCAAAGUGUCGAGUUCUCUGUUGGAUUUGCGGUCCUUGUCCAAACGGCCUGGUAAUCUCCUACGACGGUUCAAGAGUCGCGACGAUGAGCUGUUCGGGUGUGCGGGGGAAAUGCCCGACCUCGAUGAUGCGCCAAUGGCGGCCCGUGAUUCAGCUGCCGGACAGGGGCCGGCGUUCGACGAGGUAAGGUCGCCUCCUGAGCGUUACAGGCGACGUGGAACGGGUCCGAGCCCAACGCUGACUCUGAUUGCUCCCUGCUACCAUUCCUCGAAUCCUUUACACCGCGAAGCUUCCUUCACCUCCUCCUCAGUUCUGGCAAGGUACUUCGCAUUCACCCACGACAUCGACAUCAUCAAGCUUGGAGCCCCUGUCGCCACCUCCUUAUUGCCCGCCGCCUCGCGUCACCUCGCUGCAAUCGCGAAAGUCGCUUCGAGCACUCGAGCGUCAACGCGAAGAGGAAGCCGCCGCCAACGCUUGCAUCACCUACAUUGCCGCCCAUGCCUCGCUUCCAUCUCUGUCACGACCUCUUCCGGGUCCGGGGCCGCUGUCCCUCGAUAUGAACGCCGUCGCGAGCUACCGGCGUUAUCGCGCAAGUAGUUGCGCCAGCAGUGCCUUUACGAGCCGGAGCCAAACAAGUUCUCGGCCCAGUACGAACGAUUCGCUCCCUUCGUAUCGUUCGACCGUCGGCUCCGUCGCGAGCGAUUCGCCCUCGAGUGAGCGCAUCACCUUCGCCGCCGGGUCGGCACCGGGUCCGACGUGCGCCGCACGCACUAGUGUCAGUACGCGCCAACCCGGGGGAUCAAUAUCCGCUACCGUUCCCCAGGCGUUCACGACACCUUUGAGCUCGGAGGCGAUCACCAGGCCCGGACCUUAUGAUUUCAUCUAG